CACGACAACGGUUGCUAAGGGCGCCACAACAACAGUAGCAGCCGAAACACUGCAUCAAUUUGAGGCCUGGCGGAUUUUGGACACCGCAACUAUAAUACCUGGUGUGAUCUGCUCUCCGGGAUAUCAAUUAGUCGACCAGUUUGACAUCUGCGAAAAUGAGUCGAGAGGUGCUGGCUGAGAUCAACUGGGCAGAGGGCUUCGCCAUCCCGGUGGCAAACACGGAGAAUAAAGCUUUGGAAGAAGAAGUUCAAAAGAAACAGAAAGAAAAGGCACAUUUGUUAAAUCAGUUGAAGGAAUAUGAAGACCGAAUAAAUGCCAUGGCCGACCAUUUAAAAAAUGUCCGUCAAGAGCUGACAUACACUCAAUCUCUUUGUAGGGCCAGAGAGAAAGAAACGGAAUCUGAAGAACACUUUAAGGCUCUCUCAGAAAGAGAAAUUGGACGUCUCAAACAAGAAAUCCAGAGACUUGAAAAUGAACUAGUGUCCUUGAGAGAAAAGAAAAACAACCAGGAAAAUAACAUUUUCAAAUGCACACAAAAACUGGAGAACCUUAAGUGUCGGCUCAACUGGGAUCAGCAGGCUUUGGAGGCCUGGUUAGAAGAAUCAGCACGCAAAGAUGAAGAUUCAGUGGCUAUCCAGAAAUAUGCUCAAAAAGAUGAUGGAAAGAUUAAAGAGCUAUCUCUGCAGAUUGAGAAGAUGACAACGGAAUCUAAUCAAAAGCGUAAAUUUUUGGACAAUGAGUUGACAGAAACCAUAACUGCACAGAUUGAACUGGACAAAACAGCUGAAGAUUUCCGUAAAGCCCACUUAGAAAAGGCAGUUGCUAAUCCAGCAGUGGGGAAAGCCACCAUAGACCAGAUGCAGAAGAGGGACAGAGAAAUUGACCCAGUACUAGCCCAAGUCAAACAGGAUUUAAGAGACAGAGAAAGUUUAAUUAAGGAGAAAAUGGAGUUUCUAAAUAGUGAGUGUGAGAAUAACAAAGAAUAUGAGAAGAAGAUCGCCCAAGCAGAGAGACUGGCAGCCAAACUGAGACAAGACUAUCAAGUACAGGAGAGUACACGGGGUCAACUUCAAGAUGAGCUGGAUACUCUGAAAGGUACUGUUGACCGGACUGCCUCAGAGUUAGAGGCGAUGCGAAUGCAGGUUAAUAAUCUGAAGAAAGAAGUGCAGGAUAAACAAGAUAGGUUGAGUAUGGCAAAAGAUUAUAAUGAAGGACUUUCUAAAAAACUAACGUUUGUGAGUGAAUCAGUACUCAGUGUGGAAGAGAAAGCAUCACGUAUGGAAGAGAUGUUUAAGGAACAAGAAAAAUCUGUUAAGGAUCUUGAAACCCAAGUGAAACAGAUAAGAGAACCAUUCAAAAAAUCACAGGAGCUGCAUGAACAUAAAUCAAAAGAAAGGGAUAUUAUAGCAGAAAUUAACGGAAGCCAAGUCGCACUGAGAAACCUUAAUAGUCAACUUCAAAAACUUGACAUGCAUGCUCUAAAGCAACAGGGAAUCAUUUAUAAUCAGGAUUUUCAGAUCCAGCAAUUGGAGCGAAGGCUUUCACGUUUAAAGGGGGAGGUCAAUACUGAUGAAAAACAUGCUUUGGAAAUGAAAGUAUCCGAACUUACCAAAAUAUUAGAAGAGCGCAAAGCUGCAUUUAAUCUCUUAAACACUCAGCAUAAAAAACUCCAGGGGGAUGUCCGAUAUCUCAAAAGAGAGAUUGACAAAACAGCACAGGAGAAAGGAGCUCUGACCAGCAAAAUGGAAGAACUUGCACUUUUCAAUACUAUGUCAGAAAAAGCAGUAAAGAAGAUCAGAGCAUCAAAUCAGGAUUUAAUGGUUGAUGACAAUAUCCUAAAGCUGGAAAUUAAACGGUUAAGGGACAUGCUAUACAGCAAAGCAGAUGACGUCUUCUCACUGGAAAAACGCAAGUUGCACUUACAGACUGCAAUGAAGGAGCGGACAGAAGAGAUUACUAUCCACAAAGAGAUGCUUAAAUCACAACUAAGAUUUGUGGAACAGGAGAGACAAAGCAUAAGUUCAGAGCUUCAUGAGAGACUUGCAAAAGUAGAUAAAAUGAGAAAGAGAUAUGAAAUCCUUACUGUUGCAAUGAUGCCCCCUGAAGGAGAAGAGGAAAAAUCACAAGCCUAUUACAUUAUCAAGGCUGCUCAAGAAAAAGAGGAACUCCAGCGUGAAGGUGAUGAUCUGGAUGCCAAAAUUCGUAAAGCUGAAAAGGAAAUAACAGCUUUAGAAAAUACUCUUAAGGUUAUUAAUGGAUGCAACAGCUCCUUCAGAAAAUCAUUUAAUAAAGUUACUGAAACAAGUGAAGAAUAUGAAGAGAAACUUCAACUAGAAGAAAAAAAAAAAGCUGCAGAAGAAAAGUAUAGAUACAAACGUAGGCAAAUUAGGGAGCUACAAGAAGAUAUUCAAAUUAUGAAAAACACUUUUGAUGACAUGAUGAAAGAAGAAUCUUCCUACCAGGAGAAAUUGAAUGAAAUGCUUCCUUGUAUCACACAUCUUAACAAAGAAACAGAAGAUCAAAAGAUAAAGUUAGAAAGAGUGCUAAAACAGUGUAAUAAACUGGUGAAAGAAAUUCGCUCAGCUAAAAAAAGCAGAGGGGAAACCCAAAAUGAACAGGAUAUUAAUGUCCGUGAUCUACGAGAUUUUAAUAGAUCAAUUAAUAAGAUGCUGGCUCAAGCGAUGGAAAAGAAUACUGAAUUGGCUGCUGCACUACUGCUAUACUUCCAAAAGUCUGGUUUAGAAAUACCUUCAACUGUUUCUGCUCCAGGAAGUUGCAGUUCAAGGUCUACUUCAUCAAGAAGCUCAACUAUAUCCGUGCGAUCAAGUUCUUCUAGAACUUCAGCCAGCUCUGGACCAUCUCCGCGGAUUAAAGUGGUUGAACUUGGUUUGCCUACCUCCUCAAGAUCAUCAAGUGCAUCAUCAUCUCGCAGUGCAAGGACUCUGAAGAGUCCAAAAUAAUGCAAAGGAUUUGUUAAAUGACAAUAUUGAAUCAUCAACAUUAUUACACUUAAGCAUAAAUUCAACUCUGUCUGAAUUACUUAUUUAAAAAUAAAAUAAAAUUCAAAACGGAAUAAA
Molecule: messenger RNA, 3077 nt
Organism: Bombina bombina (fire-bellied toad)
Lineage: Eukaryota; Metazoa; Chordata; Amphibia; Anura; Bombinatoridae
Gene: CCDC39
Product: coiled-coil domain containing 39
Biological process (GO): cilium movement; cilium-dependent cell motility; inner dynein arm assembly
Cellular component (GO): axoneme
Source: RefSeq, a predicted model, not a curated record